GUGACCUAAUUUUCCCGCUUUUACGUGUAAACAGCUGCGGAAAGAGGCCGUCAGGUCGAUUUAUUAUCACUAGACGUAUUCUGUACAUUGAUUGUUCAACAUUUGCUCGAUCUGUGUAGGUUAAGGUCGACAGAUUUGGUGGAUCGAGGGAGGAAAGCGUGACAUAGCACAAGAGAAUCGUCUUGCGAGCCAGAAUGACAGAAACUGAAGCGCCUAUGGACACAGCCCAGGAAACUGAGGCGCCAGUGUCACCAACCGAAACACAUGAAAAGCGCUUUGUAGCUCUAAUCGCUAUUGAUGCCAGUGACCAUGCCAAAACUGCUUUUAAAUAUUAUAUGGAAAAUAUCCAUCGCCCAGAUAACCGCGUUGUCUUUGCCCAUAGUUGUGAACCUCCUCAUCUCCCCGUGGGGGUUGGUGCAGUUGGAUUUGGACGAAGUGGUGUCUUAAUCACCCUGGCAACCCAAGAUGAAGAAAUGGCAAUCCCAGCAGCUCAAUGGGACGAAAUGGUCGUCAAGAAGAAGCAGGAACUACGUCAGCUGAGAGACCACUAUGACAAAAUGAUAGGAGAUGGAAAGGUGAAGCAUAAGCUGCAUGUUCUCGAGCAUGUCGGCAAACCCGGCGAAGCAAUCUUAAAAAUCGCCGAAGAGGAGAAGGCCAAUCUGAUAGUCUUGGGCACGCGGGGCCUCGGUGCCGUCCGACGUACAAUCUUGGGCAGCGUAAGCGACUACGUUCUCCACCACGCGCAUAUUCCUGUUUUGGUGUGCCACGAGGAGGAAACUCAUGAUAAGCACCACCAUCAUAAUAAGCACCAUGGACGCUUCCAUUUUGGAAAAAGCAAGCAGAGUAAGGAAGAAGAUGAGGAGAAGAAGGCUGAGUAGAUUGUUUUUGGAACACCCUGUGGCAUGUUAACAUUAAAGGCCAGUGCUCUCUCGUUCAUUAUAUUUCCUUGUUGCGCAGGAAAAUGGAAAAAAAUCGUUGCUGUAGUGCUUGGUUGAUAGUUUGCAGUACAUGCAAAGUCGAUGAAACCUGGGAUUUUAGAAUAUGUAUAUUCAUGUUUUGGUUGUAAAACAAUCGUUUCCAGUUUGAAGUACUUCAUUUAAUUUUGUUACAUUUGACAUUGAAAAUAGUAUAUGUACUACAUGUAUAAUGUGUGAAAGUGAAUAUUCUAAGGUUACGGACUAUGUUUUACAUGGUUGAGUUUCAUUUUGGUGGCCUUAUUUCUGUAUCUCUGAAGCAUAGAAUAAACCUUGUAUCAAAAACUUU
Molecule: messenger RNA, 1263 nt
Organism: Lineus longissimus
Lineage: Eukaryota; Metazoa; Nemertea; Pilidiophora; Heteronemertea; Lineidae
Product: universal stress protein in QAH/OAS sulfhydrylase 3'region-like
Exons: 6
Coding region: 195-878 (227 amino acids)
Source: RefSeq, a predicted model, not a curated record